Molecule: messenger RNA, 387 nt
Organism: Fusarium graminearum PH-1
Lineage: Eukaryota; Fungi; Ascomycota; Sordariomycetes; Hypocreales; Nectriaceae
Exons: 3
Coding region: 1-387 (128 amino acids)
Source: RefSeq, a predicted model, not a curated record
AUGACGGGGGUUCCCCAAAAUCAGCGCAUGAUGCCCUACAAAUUGCCUGACAUUGAACGAAUCCGGGGAGGGUCGCAGAAGAAUGUCCAUGACGAAAAGACUGGACAAAUUGUUAUUUGCCUCAGCUCAGUUCAGCCCAGUCAACUGACGGAUGACGCUUGGGGGGGACGUGGAGAGGGAGAGAGUGCGUGGGUAGUCUAUGCAGCCGGGCCAUAUCAAAUUCAUGAUGCAGGAAUGGUCUCGCCUCCGGCCAUUUUGUCCGAAAGAAACCCUUCGGAGCGUCCCGAAGUCAUGACCGAUGCUGGAGGUCUUCCGAGACCAUCCCGGAGUUUAGCUCGGGGCUACAACACCGCUUUUCGGCUCUUGCUCACGUAUAAAAUCAAAUAA